Menidia menidia (Atlantic silverside) is the source of this 1137-nucleotide messenger RNA. NCBI's taxonomy places the organism in Eukaryota, Metazoa, Chordata, Actinopteri, Atheriniformes, Atherinopsidae. The record is from the annotation of a GenBank genome assembly.
CUGGAGGCGCGGCAAACUUCGCCUAUAAAUGGUCAGCCCGCACUUUCCCAGUACCGGAGACCAAGCGAGGCCACUCUCAUCAUCUCACUACUUGGAUUGAAACCCAUUUCGGGGCAGCACCUACCACACAAAAAGCUGCAACCUGCAGCAGUUAUGAUUAAGAAAAUGUCGCCAUCGGAGAAUGAGUUUGACAUACCGGCCAAGAACUGCCACCGGAUGGUGAUUCUGGGCUCCACUAAAGUUGGGAAAACAGCCAUCAUCUCUCGGUUUCUCAACGAGAGGUUUGAUGACCAGUACACUCCUACCAUCGAAGAUUUUCACAGGAAAUUCUAUAGCAUCAAGGGAGACGUUUACCAGUUAGACAUUCUGGACACUUCUGGGAAUCAUCCCUUCCCUGCGAUGAGGAGGCUUUCAAUUCUUACCGGUGAUGUAUUUAUCUUGGUAUUCAGCCUGGACAACAGAGACUCUUUCCAAGAGGUGCAGCGUCUGAAGCGUCAGAUACACGAGACCAAAUCCUGUCUGCGAAACAAAACAAAGGAGAACGUGGACGUCCCGCUUGUCAUCUGUGGAAACAAGUGCGACAGGGACUUUUACCGCGAAGUGCAGAACGACGAGAUCGAAAAGUUGGUCGGCGGAGAGGAACAUUGUGCAUACUUUGAGAUAUCGGCAAAGAAGAACACCAACGUUGACCAGAUGUUUCAGACUCUCUUCACCAUGGCCAAACUGCCAAACGAAAUGAGCCCCGACCGCCACUGCAAAGUUUCCCUGCAGUACCGCGACGUUCUGCACAGAAAGUCCUUCAGAAACAAGAGGUGCAAGGACGGGAACGCGUACGGGAUUGUGGCCCCGUUUGCGCGGAGACCGAGCGUGCACAGCGACCUGAUGUACAUAAAAGAGAAGGCGAUAGGUGGCAGCCAGGCCAAAGAGAAGGGCUGCGUUAUCUGCUGACACUUGUCCGUGCGCACUCUUCUCGCUGUUGAACUACACAGAGCCAUCGCAGCCAGUCAGUCUGCCACGAGGAAACACAAGACCGUAAACUGUAGAUAUCCUGAGCCAAACUGGACUGAGACACGCAGCAUUAGACUUUCCAAAUAUGCUGUAAAUCUGUCUCUGUUGGCUCUCUGGGAGCAGCACUGG